Calliphora vicina (urban bluebottle blowfly) is the source of this 1054-nucleotide messenger RNA. Its product is annotated as alpha-tocopherol transfer protein-like. Lineage: Eukaryota; Metazoa; Arthropoda; Insecta; Diptera; Calliphoridae. The coding region runs from base 77 to 964 and encodes 295 amino acids. Gene Ontology annotation, cellular component: membrane. The transcript has 4 exons. Gene Ontology annotation, molecular function: phosphatidylinositol bisphosphate binding. The record is from RefSeq and is a predicted model, not a curated record.
AACGACACACGAAUAACAAAUAAGUUAAAUUAAAUAUACAAUUGCAUAAACAGCUUAAGUGAAAAAUUAUAGAAAAAUGUCUCCUGAAAUAAAAUGUGGUGAUUUAAUUUUAAAAUUAGACUUGGGAAAACCUAGUGAAACAGCCCAAAAUAAGGCUUUAAGGGAGCUAAGAGAAACCCCGGAUAAUAUUCAAAAUGGUUUAAUAGAAUUAAAAAGACUAUUACAAGAUGAAAUAGAUAUAAAAACACCCCAAAAUAAUGAGGAGUGGUUGAUGAAGUUUUUGAGAGCCUGUAAAUUUUAUCCAGAAAGUGCCAGAGAUUUGAUUAGACGUUAUUACACUAUACGCCGCAAAUAUAAGGAAAUAACAAAUGUCUUAACUCCCCUUAAACUGAAAUCGGUAUUUGAGGCAAAUUUGGUCUCCAUAUUACCUCAGCGAGAUCAACAUGGCCGACGCAUUAUAGUAACACUAAUGGGAAAACAAUGGCUGCACAAAAUCAUAUCAUAUGAUUCAGUCUAUGCCGCCACCACUUUAUGCUCGGAUUUAGUUCAAUUGGAACAGGAAACCCAAAUAAAUGGUGUAGUCUAUUUAGUGGAUUUGCAGGCAUUAUCAUUUGCUCAGGCUCUACAACAUACACCGUAUCGGACAAAACGUAUUCUGGACUAUAUACAAAAUAAUAUACCGCUAAGAGUCAAGGGCUUUCACAUUGUCAAUCAGCCGAAAAUCUUUGAACCCAUUUUUUCAGCUAUUAAAUUAUUUUUCAAUUCGAAAUUCGCCGAUCGCAUACUGUUACAUGGUUCGAAUUAUGAGUCGCUACAUCGUUAUGUAUCGCCCGAAUGUCUGCCGCAAUGUUAUGGUGGUACACUGAAAUCGGAAUUGACGUAUGGUCGUGAAACGUAUCAGUUGCUGUCACAUCAUCAGAACUAUUUUGAAGGCUUACAGCAGUAUGGUUAUAAAACGCAGUAGAUUGAUUUUUGGAUAUUUUGUUGUAUUCCUAUUAGGGUUAUAUAAGAGCAAUAAUGAUAUAGAAUUUCAUGGAUAAUAAACAAUAGUAAA